UGGGUUCCAUCCACUAGCUACACACUUUUGCAGAUAACCCGUGUUAAAAUGCAGCGCCUCAGCCUCCUCAUCCUGGCCGCCUGCCUCUCCGUGGCGCUGGCAACGAGCGUCAUUACCACGGAGAGGCCCUGUGAGGACUUCUGCGAGAUCGAGGGCCAGAAUAACCAGUACGAAUGCUGUGACCGAAACCCGGGAUGGUGCCCCCCCGUUAGGCCGUCCUGCGUUCGGUUCGACACAGUCAUUCCCUACUGCCGCUACGACACCCACUGCGAGAAGCACGAGAAGUGCUGCGAGGACGCCUGCCUGGACCGGAAGGUGUGCAAGCCCGCCAACCGAGGGCCGCACGCUGGCUAAGCUCGCCGCUGCUGCUGCGGGAGGAGGACGCCCGCUGGGGCCCUGUCCGGCGCCCUUGGGGUCGCGACUUCUCUGACUGAUGCUCCCCAGUCUUAUGUGAUUGUGUGGCUCCAUGUUAUUUAUUGCCUGGUGUUGAUUUAUAUAGUUGAUACUCUCAUCGCUGAUUUGAUUAAUAAAUGUUAUAUACUC
Penaeus chinensis is the source of this 543-nucleotide messenger RNA. RefSeq lists its product as uncharacterized. The transcript is spliced from 4 exons. NCBI's taxonomy places the organism in Eukaryota, Metazoa, Arthropoda, Malacostraca, Decapoda, Penaeidae. Bases 49 to 354 code for a protein of 101 amino acids. Gene Ontology annotation, molecular function: peptidase inhibitor activity. The record is from RefSeq and is a predicted model, not a curated record. Gene Ontology annotation, cellular component: extracellular region.